Molecule: messenger RNA, 2044 nt
Organism: Varroa destructor (honeybee mite)
Lineage: Eukaryota; Metazoa; Arthropoda; Arachnida; Mesostigmata; Varroidae
Source: RefSeq, a predicted model, not a curated record
AGAUAGAGAUAGAGAUAGAGAUAGAAAGAGAGAGAGAGAGCGAGAGAGAGACAGAGAAAGAAAAGAGGAUACGAGCACCGUAGGUGGCUGUCUAGUCUGACUAGUAAUCGGACAGAUCUACGACACGAAGCCUACAGGACCUUUGUUCCAGCCGUGUCGCUUUCUUUUCUAACGUACGAAGCUGCUGCCACCAGACUCAAACGUUACAAGUAGAACAAAAAAAAAAACUCGAGAGACUAGAUUGGACAGUGAAAGCGGCAACCGCGAAUACACGCGCAUCGCACAAGCGGGCUGGGAUGAUUUCGUUCAGAACAUCUUCGACAGCGGCUGUUCUGCUCGCCCUGCUAAUAAGUGAACAAAGCUACGUAUUGUGCCAGGACGACAAGCGGCAGGAUCUUGUACCAUUCCCACGAAUCGGUAAACGCCAAGGUCUCAUUCCAUUCCCAAGAAUUGGCCGCUCCGUAGGUCAGCCAUCGGUUCUCAGCGGGCCGUCUGUAGGAGGCCCAACUGAGGAUGCUGCUAUUGGGACAGGGCUCGAUGAUGAUGAGAACAACUGGGAGAACGGCGCUGAUACUGCCUACAUGCUCGUACCCGAUUACAUGAAGCGCGGUGGCCAUAGCGCAUUCACACCGCGUAUUGAACGCCACAAGAGGUCGCUUGAUGUCGGCGGCUCCAUGAACGGUCUGGGUAGUUUCGGCCAGUCAUCCAUGAGGCGCCUACUCCCUGAGGACUUGCAAGCGUUGUUCCGACGUACGAUGCGACAGCUCAUUCCAAACCCUCGUGUGGGCCGGACGGAUGCCUUCGUGCCACGACUUGGCAAAAAGAGCUUGGAGGGCGUGAACACUCUCGGCGGACUUGGAGCAGCUAUCGGAGCUUUUGACGAAGACACAAACGAAGAGUUUAUGGUGAAGAGAGGUCCGUCGGCUUUCACCCCACGUAUUGGUCGUGCGGCGUUCACCCCAAGAAUCGGUCGUGCUGACCCUAGCACGGGCCAGCCACGAACGCUGCGUACAUUCACGCCCCGGAUUGGGAAGUAAGAAACAGACAACGAACGUCUAACAAGAGACAAUCGGAAACCAAAUGGAAAGAUGCGGAAAAAAUCGUUGCAACUACAUCAACGAAAAAUCUCAUAGAGGCUAAACAGUAGUUCCGGUAGGAACUGAGAGCUAAUGUGCACCGAAGAGGGCUGAAUCCAUCCUUUAUGCGGCAAUGAUAACACAAUGGUACAACCGUAAGUGGCGGUGCAUUGGAGAAGAUAAAGGAGAACGGCGAAGAUUCAACAAAUUCUCGACGAAUAACUUCUUGUAGGAAAACAUAGUAGCAAAAACUUAGUGUAGCAUAUCCAUCAGAAGUUACAUAAUCUGCAGAUCUUCUCCAUUGCGGCAGGUAUUCUAUUUCCCGUUUAUCUAGUUCAGAAUAAAGAAAAAAUCAAAGGUUUGCAUAAGCCACCUGGGCAUUUUAGAUCUUCGAAUAAGAGGUACAAUGAGUUUUCUGUAGUAUAAAAUAUAUUCAAAUCGGGAAAGAUUGCUUCAGUUACUCAUAAGACCCGCGAGUAAUUGAAGCGUCACCCUCAGCGGUGAAGCAAGAUACAUAUAUAUAUGUAUGUAUGUACAUGUGCAGUAAAGGAGUUUAAGAAAAAAUGUUAGAGUAGGUCACAAGUUGGUUACAAAUAUAGUGUUGAUUGCAGCAGAAAUCACCCCGGCGAACCCGGACCCACGCGGUUUAAGAUGGCGGCGCAGAACAGAAAAAAAAAGAGAAUCAACAGUUCUCUAUAUGUUGUAAAUAAUUUGUAGUAGUCCUGUAGUAGCAUUCGAUGUAUUUGAAAUAUAAUUCUCCCUUCUCUUUCUCUCCCCUCUCUUUCUCUCUCUCUCUCUCUCUCUCUCUCUAAUAUGGUAGACAAGAGCUGUUUGUCGUUUCCAAAAAUCCUUAAUUUAUCAGUCACUCAAUAUAACAGAUAAAUGUUGACCUCAGCGGCCAAUUUUUGUGUGAAAUUUACCAAAUUAGUUUCAACGCAGUUCACGUAAUCGUUGCUUGCUCCUAAUAA